AGAUUGUGUAGCGAAUUCUUAAGUAAUAAAAAUACCCACUGUGAAAUGGUCAGUAUGUUAUCCUAGUCCCACACUGUGUUUGCUGGUGCUCAAAAUGACAAUGAAGGAGGAAUUCCUUGCAGAGUGGGCAAAAAAGUUUCCCGGAGAAGAACCACCAGCGAACGUGGCGUUUAAAAAUGUAGAGGAUAUUGAGACAAGUUUGACCAAUUGCCAAACUCUUAUUAAAGAUCUGGAAGAAAAACUUAGCCGGGAAAAAUUCCAUCUUAUUUAUUUACAGACGUGUUUAGCUGCGAAGAGGCAAAGUUACAAAAGAGAGAAUUGGGGAUACAGAGCAAGCAGUUCCUCUAUAGACUCAGCACCAACUUCCCCAAAUCCAGUUUUAGAAAAGCCAAUUUCAGAUAACAACAGUGUGGAUAUAAACGCUAACGAGACGAAGUCUGUAGAAACAACUAAAGUCGCUCCUGCUGUCGGACCAAAGUUUACAAAACUUAAAAAAGAAGAAGAGGAAAAGAAAUCAAAUCGACUAUCAAAGGUCCUUGAGAACGUGAAAAUAUUUGAAGCUAGAGCAACGGAGCCAAAAGAGCCGCUACCGGACAUGGCUUCCUCCACCUUCCCACCUCGAGCCAGUCUAAGGAAGCGAACGUCUUAUUUAGAGGUUUGGGAAUGCAAAACUGGCCCAGAUAAAGAAGGCAGUGAAACCAAUGACACUCCAAAAACACAGUUUGCUGUCAAACAGGAAAAUCCAUCGGAAGAAAACCUAAAUGAUGCUGUUGCCAUGGUGACAGGACCAAAACAGAAGGCUUCAAGAGGAAGAGGGGAUUAUGUGGAAGUGUGGACGUGUAAUACCGGCAAUCAAAGUAAUGUUGGAAUGUAUGACAGUGAUAAUCAAUUUGAUUCAAUGACUGCCCUGAAUGAAGAAGCAAAUGGAAAGGAUUAUGAUAUCUCCGAUAUUGAUAUGAAAGAUGGGUAUGGGAAACGACAUUACACUCUCGCAAGUACUGAUGUUAAAUUAAGAAAGAGUUCGAUAGAAAACCAAGCAGUUCGGAAUAGCCGGCUUACAUGGCCAGCAGCUGGACCUAACUAUGACGAGCAGGAGGAGCUGGAUGGUGAUCCAGGAAAACAGGGAAGCAUGGAUCGUUACUCUCCGGAACUAAGUGAUCUUGAUCAUUCCUCCGACUCCCAACACAGUGGGAGCAGUCGACGGGAUAGUUUUGAAUCUGUGUCAGAAACAUCCACACAUUCCAAUCAAAACAAGUUGAACAUUCCAGAAGUUUCCCCUCUGCAUCAGUUGCGAGAUGCACGGACGACCAACGAGAGAAUGAGUGUCGCUUACUCAGCGUUUUCUAAUUGGUCGGAUGAUGAUCGUACCACACCUGAUCGGUCGUCCAUGCUUUCUGUUCAAUCCAUGGAACUUCAAUCAUCUGAUGAUGAUCUUGCUGGUUCUGAUGAUAUGUCAUUAUCCACAAGCAACAAUAUUGCUGGGAGUCUACACGCCAUCAACCAAGCAAGGCGUGAACAAUCAGACAGCCCAACCCCAAUCUUUGUGUUUUCAAAACCCAAAGGAACAGAGACAGAGGGGCAAUCUGAAGACAUUGGUCGCACGCCAUCAAUGUCCAUGCCCCAGAAAUCCACAAGUGUCAGCACAGACACAGUGCUACAUGGUUCUCCAUCUAAAAAUGAAGCUGUGUCGGACAUGGUGGAUUACCAGAAGGUGAGAAGCAUCGCUGAGGCCGAGAAACUUCGCAUGAGGAAGUGGGUUCUCACAUCCUUGCUUGAUAACGAGGAAGCUUAUCUUCAAUACCUUAAUACAUUGUUACUGUACAUGAAGCCAUUAAAAGCUACAAUUGGAACAUCUCAGCCUGUGAUGUCAGCACAAGACUUUGACACGGUUUUCUUCCGUGUGAACGAAUUACAUGAACUUCACGCAAAUUUCUUUCAAAAAUUGAAACCCAGAUUAGAUGUAUGGAGUGCUGAUACUGCAGUGGGUGAUCUGUUCAAAAAGCUGCUAUCUAAACUGAACUUAUAUGGUGACUACCUGAACAAUUAUAAAAGAGCGCAACACACAGUGGAAAAAUGUGCCAAAGAAAAUGAGCAAUUUCGUCACAUUAUUGAGAGCUUAAAGGUUCAAUCCAGGAGAAGCAAAGAUUCAGAGUCCAUCAGUUUAAUCGAGGUAUUAUACAAACCUGUGGAGAGGUUUAUGAGAACAACGUUGGUUCUUCAAGAUUUAUUGAAGCACACACCACACAGACAUCCAGAUUAUCAUACACUGAGACAGGUGUUGAAACAAGCCCAGCAGUUCCUUGAGAGGAUUAACUCUGCAUCUUCCUCCUCCUACAAGCCUCGUCGAGUCCCUUCCUCCGCUGCCGCUGCUGCGCGGAGUGCAGAUAGAGAACUCAUUAAAGAUGGAUUUCUUGUAGAGGUUUCAAAUGAUGGUAGUAGAAAGUUAAGACAUUGUUUCCUUUACAACGAUCUCCUUUUAUGUGCAAAACAAAAGAGCGCAGCGGGGGUGUUCCACUCAAAAGAUUCAUAUGAAUGCAAAUGGUACAUUCCGUUAGCUGAUCUAUCUUUUCAACCGAAAGAAGAUUCUGAAGCCAUACCCGAUGUACAACCCACGAGUGAGGAUGAUCUUCGUGAUUUAAGCAACCGUGCGCAACAAACUAAGCGUGACAUCGCUCGCGAGCGUAAAGCACACAGUAAGGAUGCAAAGGAACACUCGAGGUCCUCAGAGAGCUCUCCGGCAAAAACUCGGCGGGAAGAACGGCUCCGAAAGAAGCUGGCAGAGCUGGAAGCGAGGAUCGUCCUCGCAGCUCCUGAUCUUCCUCUACGAAUAUAUCACAUGCAGGGGAAGGAAAGAAGUAAGUCUUACAUGUUCCUCAUGUCUUCCGAUUAUGAGAGGAUUGAAUGGACCGAGGCAAUCAUGAAACAACAGGAAACCUGCUUUAAAAGUUUUUCACUGGCAUCACUGGAAGUAAAUGCACUGCUUUCUGCUUGUGUUCGACUUCGAAAGAUGAACAAUGUCGGUUCCAUGCAUAUAAAGGAAGACGAAGAUUUAUUAUCGGGAUAUUUAAACGCAACUAUUCAUUCUGGACAAGGAUUCCUUCAUGCAUGCAAUCCAUACUGCACGUUAGAAGUUGAUUCUUACGGACAGUUUCAAACAAAAGCGAAGACACGACCGUGUAGAGACACCAAGCUUCCUGUUUGGGAUGAGGAGUUUGAAUUAGAGGUUGACGGUGCACAAACUCUUCGCAUUCUCUGUUACGAUCGGGCACGAGAGGCGGUGGCAGGAGCUUCAUAUGAUGAUGAUGUUCUCAUUGCAAAGGGGAAAGUUGGGUUGGUACGAGAGUCGUUACGCACGCAUGGUGAGAAGGAAGUUAGUGUGUUGAUGAAUGAAUUAUCCAUCAGUGUCUCAAUCAAGUUCACACCGAGGGAACACAGCCUUCAAAGACUUCCUUCAAAGAAAUCAAACGGGGUGUUUGGGGUCAAGAUUGGAGUUACAGCUAAACGAGAAAGUUCUGGCAUCCCAAGCAUUGUAAGGAAAUGUGUGGCUGAGGUUGAAAGAAGGGGAAUGGGAGAAGUUGGAAUAUACAGAGUGUCAGGUGUGGCAUCAGAGAUACAAGCACUCAAGGCUUCAUUUGAUACAAAUCGUAGAGAUGUGACCAUGUUACUAGGAGAGGUUGAUAUUAAUGCAGUUGCUGGCGUGCUUAAACUUUACUUUCGUGAGUUACCUGAACCUCUGUUCACUGAUUCAAGAUACAGUGACUUUGUCAGUUCAUCGUCUCUCACGGAUCCCGAUGUGAAACUACGAACAAUGAAGCAACUCAUCAAUGAUCUUCCUCCUCCUAACUAUAGAACUUUACAUUUCAUCAGAGAACAUCUGAUCAAAGUUUCACAGAACGAUUCAAAUAACAAGAUGAACCUCCAUAAUCUUGCAACUGUGUUUGGACCAACUUUACUGAGACCAGCUGAAGACAAAACUCCCCAAAUAACUUCAUCUGCGCUUGCUCUUAAUGCACUCAGGAUGGAUGUUCAUUAUCAGAUGGAUGUUUUGUUGAAUUGUCUUGAACUCGAAGAAAUGGUUGAUUAUGAUACCAUGCUGAAACAAAAGAAAGAAGAUAAAGAUAAACAUCUCUCCAAGAGCCAGGAAGACUUAACUGAUGGAAAAUCAAUCAAGAAAUCCAAACCUCCGAUGACACGAUCCUCCACAGAAGGAAGUUUUGGAUCAGAUAAAGAGGAAAAAACAUCUUCAAUCAAACAACAGAGAUCUGGGAACGUUCAUUCUGGAUCAGUAGUUCCCCCACCUACACCAAUACCUAAAGAACAAAGAUAUCAUCCAUAUGAAGAAAUCUACAUUCCCUCUUCCACUGCCAAGCCACAAAUAAAACCUAUAGUCAGUCGGAAACCAAGUUCAGACAUGCAAGGUAAACCGAAGCCUGUCCCUGCCCCACGAAAGCCUGUGAAAGUGCCCAAGCAAUCUGUAGUGACUGAUCUGUAGCAAGUAGUGGCACUCAGCAAUGGUUGACUGUUCCCAAUCGGUUUCCUUUUUUGGUGCAAUAACUUCUUAAUAGUUAGGUUACCAUAUAUGAGCGGAAUAAUCAUAUAAUUGAAUCUGAGCUAUCUGUAAGGGAGAACUGAGACUUGAGUGUAAGCCAUGGUACUGCGCAGACCGGUACUACAUACAACGGUACUGCCUUCAUUCUAAUCUAUAUUGAUCAAGAUCAUGUAUUACCAACAAAUGAGAAUAAUUUGAUAAUGCAGUUAAACCCGGCUUUUGUAUUUAUUCUUAUUAAUUUUUUAUCUCUUUUUACAUGUUGGACAUUGUGCAACCAGUGAGGUCACCUCGCUGAAGUGUUUUUAACAGACUUAAUGUCUCUUAAUCGCCGAAUAACUUUUGUAAUUGUGCCUGGUUUAUGUUCGUGGUGUGUGCAUGUGCUUAGUUAGGAGACCCGAAAGUUCCAAAAACUUUAGCCUGACCAAGCUGGUGUCCUAGCUCAGCUUCUAUCAAAACACAACACCCAUUCCGCACCACCAAAUGAACAAUAGACAAAUUGUACAAAUGUUCGGUACACGCACAUCUUCGCAUUAAAACUUUAACGUCGUUUUUAUGAUCAUACUCCCCCCUUGUGUUAGUAACCUGCUGUUAUAAUUAUUAUGCUGUAAUAAAACACCACGCAAUCACAA
Messenger RNA from Ciona intestinalis (vase tunicate), 5178 nucleotides. The record is from RefSeq and is a predicted model, not a curated record. NCBI's taxonomy places the organism in Eukaryota, Metazoa, Chordata, Ascidiacea, Phlebobranchia, Cionidae.